AUGGGAUGCGGAUGGAAGCAAACAGGGAAUGAUCCGCUGUUAGCUCCCCUUGCUAUUCGCUCGGUCGCAACCGCAUGUAUCAAAGCCAGUUACCUUUUCUCGCCCUUAUUUCCACACCACCCACAAUCGUCAUCAUUUGCGAGAGUUGUGUUUGAAGUCGAUAGACAGCCAGCCAACCACCCAUUCACCCGCAACCCAGCGACAACCACUUGCAAUCUGCGGAUGAACGGAUGGAGAAACCGUCAUAAGCGCCUCGACCGGGUGCUCACACAAGGACACGGUUUGUACCAAGCGGAUGGAAUCGUUCGAUUGAAAGCAGCCCGGCACUGCCACCGCAACGAAACGCAAUCGCUCUUGAUGAUGGUAUUUUAUGCUCAACCGUUUUUCGCUCCUCGUCACAAUGCGCCCCAAGCUGCUACUGAACGAACAUUUUACUCUGCUAUUGCUGCGAAAAACAUCCAAACUCGACGCAUGAAAGGUGAGAGAAAGGUUUAUAGUGCAGCAAUACGAAGCAAAGCGAAAGCGAAUUGCACAACCAGACAACGUAGCACCAUGAAUGGGAAAUACGUGCGAACCGUCGAGCAAACGGAACAGGAAGACUGUGAUGUAAAUCCCAAAUCUCCCGUUAAAGCGCAAUCGGAAGGAAUUAAUGCAGAGCACGAGGCAGUUGACCAUAACCAUGCAAUCAGUGACGUGGACACGGAAUGCGAUUCUGACGGUAGUGACUCCGACGGUAGUGAAUCCUACAGCGAUAAAUCUGCAAGCAACGAUACCAAUAGCAGUGGUUCUGGUGACGAAGCUGAUGGCACUGGCUCUGAAAAUGAACCCAUACAUCCAUCGUGUCCGGAUCAAUCCCUUACCGAACCGUGUACCGGACCAACUAAUGGAAAGGCGAAUUCGAAAGAUGGUCAAGCUGAUAUGUGUCCAACGUCACUCACGAAGAACCUCGGAGGAGAAAUUCCGAACGACCGGAUGGAUCGAAUUGAAAAAGUUCUCGAGUGCAUGGCUUCAACCAUACAAUCCUUGCAAACAUACAACCGCCCAUCCUCAUCACACCGGGAAACCGAACCGAAUUGGAGUGUGCCUAUUGAUGCUCCCAGCACGGGUGAGAGAAAUUCAUCUGCAAUAAGAUGGGACAACAUCCAACCAUUCCCCUCCGGUAUUCCGGCGAAUAAGAUGUGGGAGGAAUGGAAUAGAUAUAUAGAAAAUUUUGAGAUUGCCGCAUCGCUGAGUAAUGUCGAUGACCCCGUGAAAAGAACACAGCUUUUGUUUCUUUCAAUGGGCCCCGAUCUACAAGAGAUAGUCCGAGCAGCAAAAUUACGCCCAUGUCUGACAGACGUGAACUGUUAUAAGACGUUUGCUGCUAACAUCCAUGCUUACUUCCGAUCAAUGACAGACACAGCGGCGGAACACGAAGCGUUCUCGUCCAUGAUACAAGAAAGGAAUGAAUCCGCCGUCGCAUUUCAUGCACGUCUAAUGUGCAAGGUCAGGCUAUGUGGUUACAGCAAUGACGACCAGGACCGAUUUGUGAGAGCGCAGCUGCUUAAAGGUCUACGGAACAAAGCAUUAGUCAAAGCAUCCAGAACGUACGGACACGAAACGAAUUUCAUCGUGCAGGCAGCUACCCGUGACGAGGCAUAUGAGGCUGAGACAACACAACCUGCAAACGACCAUGUAUUUCAAAUAAAACACCAGAAUAAAACGAACAGUAGCAACCAGAAACGCAGGAAUCUGGAUAACUCCACGAGUGAUCCACCUGCCAAACGCCGUCAGAUCGAUUAUGCUCAAGGACGACGGUCCCGCUGUUCGCGGUGCAACCUUUCAUUCCAUAGGAACGGUCGAUGCCCUGCACUCGAUAAGAAGUGCCUCAAUUGUGGCAAGCUAGGGCACUUCGCAGCAGCUUGCAGAAGCAGACGUGUCAAUGCAGUCCGUUUUAAGCGAGAGGACGUAUCAAGUGACCAUGAUGACGGACGUGAAGAUGACAAACAGCAUAUCAAUGCAUUAUCCUUAGAAGACGUUUUGAUUAACUGCAGUUUGGGGUCAGCCAGUUUGAUUUCUUUUCUUAUUGACUCCGGUGCUGACGUCAACGUCGUAUGCGGAAAUGAUUGGGACCGCAUAGAGCGCGACUUUGAAUCCGGCAAGGCAAAACUGGAAAUGGUUAACAAAAAGAAUAAGGGAAUUCUCGCAUACGGGUCAAAAGAACCGCUGUCAGUGGAACGGACGUUUAGAGCUGAGAUAGUUGUACCAAAUAGUAGCAGCCCUCCCAUUACAGCGAUUUUCCAUGUCAUCCGUAAGGGACUCCGAUCGCUUCUUGGUCGAUCGACAGCUAGCGAUUUAAGGCUACUGCAAAUCAAUAUUUGCGAAAUAACAGAAGACGUGAAGGAAUUCCCGACGAUGCCAGGCGUAACAGUCAAGUUCAACGUAGACAACACGAUUACACCAGUAAAGAACGCAUAUUACAACGUGCCAGCUGCGUACAGAGAAGGGGCAAAGCGCCGACUUCUUGAAAUGGAAACACGUGGGAUCAUUGAGAAAGUUACUUCAGCACCCAACUGGAUUAGUGGAAUGUCCGCAGUUUCAAAAGGGAAAAACGAUUUCCGCUUGGUAGUAAACAUGCGCGCCCCUAACCGAGCGAUAAGUAGAGAAUACUUCCGGCUUCCCCUUAUACAAGAAAUGAAAGUGCGACUACACGGGGCGAAGUAUUUUUCAAAACUGGAUCUGAAGAACGCUUUUUACCAUCUAACCUUGUCAGAUGAAUCGAGAGACUUAACGACCUUUUUGACCGAGGACGGGAUGUACAGAUUUACAAGGCUUAUGUUUGGAGUAAACUGUGCUCCUGAAAUAUUCCAACGCGAAAUGGUGAGGAUACUGAAAGAUGUUGAAAACAUUAUUGUCUAUAUUGACGACAUCUUGAUUUUCGCUAGUUCACUGGAAGAUCUUCGAAAAUACGUUGCAAAGGUCCUGUUUAUUUUGAAAGAAAAUAACCUAACGCUCAAUAAAGACAAAUGUGAGUACGACAAGCCAAAAAUCAAGUUCCUAGGACACGAACUAGAUGAAGAAGGCUUCCACAUCGAUGAGGAGAAAAUCAAAAGCAUUCAGAAUUUCAGGGAGCCAGCUACCCUAUCCGAGCUUCGAAGCUUCCUUGGUCUGGCGUCGUUCAUCAGCCCGUACGUACCAAACUUCGCCGAUAUUUCCAGUCCUUUGUGGGCAGCAACUACAGGAAAAAUUUGGUCGUGGGGCCCAGAACAAAGAAAAGCGUUUAACAUCAUAAAGCAGCGAAUCAUGGAAUGCACCAAGGCUCUCGGUUAUUUUUCCGAAACCGACAGAACAAUCCUUUACACCGAUGCAUCGCCGGUAGCUCUGGGGGCGGUGCUAGUACAGGAGAGUGAUACUCGUCAUCCACGAAUAAUCAGCUUCGCUUCAAAGGCAUUGACCCCUACCGAGAGGAAGUACGCCCAAAACCAACGUGAAGCGUUAGGUGCAGUUUGGGCAGUAGAACAAUUUUCGUACUACCUCCUCGGUAGACAUUUUACAUUGCGCACUGACGCCCAAGGAGUGGCGUUUAUUCUGAACCGGUCACGAGAGGAUUCAAAACGAGCCCUUACUCGCGCUGAUGGCUGGGCGCUUCGAUUGAGUCCAUACAGUUAUGACGUCGAUUACGUACGAGGCCGUGAGAAUAUAGCUGAUAGUUCAUCAAGACUAUAUUGUGGCGACGACGCUCCCUUCGAAGAGGACGUAAGUCCCUGGGAAAUCGGAUGUCUAGAGGCAAAUACCAUGGAAUUCCUAACUGAGCACGACGUCAGGGAACGUACAGAACACGAUGAGACGCUUAAAAAGGUAAUGCAUGCCUUACAGACGGGAGAAUGGUCGAUCGAUUUGCGAAAGUAUGAGGCGGUGAAGCAUGACUUGACCAUUCGGAACGGAAUAAUAGUCAAAACCGGAUGUGCCGUAAUGCCGGAAAAACUCCGCAAAAGAGCUCUACAAGUAGCCCACGAAGGUCAUCCAACAACUGCUAAAAUGAAAAGUAUUAUCAGACAGCGUGUUUGGUGGCCUGGCAUUUCGAAGGAUGUCCAACAUUGGGUGGAGUCCUGCAAAACAUGUGCCAUUAGUGGAAAACCGGAGACGACGACACCGAUGGAACGAGUAUUUGUGCCAAACGCAGUGUGGGAAACACUAGCCAUCGAUUUCAAUGGCCCCUACGUCAAGUUUGGUGGCAUUUCGAUACUCCUAAUCGUUGAAUACAGAUCCAGGUAUCUCAUAGCAAAGCCAGUAAAAUCAACCUCUUUCGAAUCCACGAAAAAGAUACUUGAAGAGGUUUUCGAGAGGGAGGGCUACCCUAAGAUCAUCAAAUCAGAUAAUGGUCCGCCAUUCAAUGGCGUAGAAUACAAACAGUAUUGCGCUCAGCGAGGAAUAACCACGAUUUUUUCAACCCCGUUGUUCCCGCAGCAAAAUGGGGUGGUAGAAUCCUACAUGAAGGUGGUCAACAAGGCAAUGGCCACAGCUUCUACAAACAAAACCAACUUCGUUAACGAGCUACGGGAAGCGAUCAAUGCUCAUAAUGCAGCAAAUCACAGCGUAACCAAAGUGCCACCGGAGGAAGUCAUGCUGGGCCGCAAGAUCAAACGAGGACUACCGCUACUGCAGCAUGAGAAAGCGUCGUAUGAUGAGAAGCUUCUUGAAAGUACCGAUCGGCAAUCUAAACUGUUGGGAAAAUCUCGCGAAGACGCAAGACGCGGAGCAAAACCAUGUAGAGUGAAGCCGGGCCACACGGUGAUAGUGGAACGGCACAAUCGUGCAAAAGGAGAGACUCGUUUUCUUCCUAAGAAGUACACCGUCGUACAUGAGAAAAACGGCAGCCUGGUGCUCGAUGACGGGGAUGGAGUAGUACUAAAACGGCACGUAUCACAAACCAAAAGAGUACACCAAUGGCGUGACGACAGUUCCGCACACGAAACUGAAACGAGCAAGUUCGCGAACGAUACUGGAGUUGAUAAGACGAAUAAGCCUGUAGAUGAAACAGCAAAUGGGACCAUCGGUAAACCAACUGAUAGUACAAGAAUACCGGUACGGGACGCCCGAAACAGGAAAGUACCCAACUACCUCAACGAUUAUGUCCGUUCGGUGCGGGAGGAUCUUCGGUCGACGCGGUACUAA
Messenger RNA from Ochlerotatus camptorhynchus, 5154 nucleotides. RefSeq lists its product as uncharacterized. The record is from RefSeq and is a predicted model, not a curated record. The transcript has 4 exons. Gene Ontology annotation, biological process: proteolysis; DNA integration. Gene Ontology annotation, molecular function: aspartic-type endopeptidase activity; nucleic acid binding; zinc ion binding. The coding region runs from base 1 to 5154 and encodes 1717 amino acids. NCBI's taxonomy places the organism in Eukaryota, Metazoa, Arthropoda, Insecta, Diptera, Culicidae.